AUGAAUUUGGUCCAAGGUCCUGAUGAGUCUGUUGUCGAGUCUGUUGUGAAGGAGAGGAGGAAAUGGUCUCCGAAAGAGGAUAAAAUCCUUAUUGGUGCUUGGCUUAACACCAGUAAAGAUGCGGUGGUGAGCAAUGAGCAGAAAGCUGGUGCAUUCUGGAGGAGGAUUGUAGACUACUACAACGCAAGCCCUCAGCUGGUUGGGACAAUACCUAGAGAGGUUGGUCAGUGCAAGCAAAGAUGGGCUAGUAUUAACGAGCAAGUGUCCAAGUUCGUUGGAUGCUAUGAUGCGGCUCUGAGGGAGCAGAGAAGUGAAUACCUAAAAAUGUCAUCAUCUUCGUCCGAUGAAGUCGAAGAAAGAUUGAACGAAAUUUUCGACGAUAUCUUGGAAGAUACAUACAACGACAUAGUGGAGGCCAAAACCAGUAAGCAAAGGAAACAGGCUUAUAUAGAACGAAACCGUGAAGCGGGACACAACCGCUUAUGGGAUGACUACUUCACUGAAGAUUCGACAUUCUCGACACAUUUAUUCAGACGCCGUUUCCGCAUGAAUAAGGAUUUAUUCUUGCGUCUUGUCCAUGGCCUCUCAGAGAACGUUCCAUUCUUUCGACAACGAAGAGAUGUAACCGGGAGGUUUGGUCUUUCUCCACUACAAAAAUGUACACCAGCUAUUCGUCUGCUUGCUUAUGGUACUGCGGCUGACACGGUAGACGAAUAUCUCCGACUUGGUGAAAGCACGGCACUUUCGUGUUUACACCAUUUCACUGACGGAAUAAUACAGUUAUUUGGAGAUGAGUAUCUACGAAGAGCCACACCAGAGGAUCUUCAACGACUGCUCGAUAUGGGAGACAAACGCGGGUUUCCUGGGAUGGUAGGAAGCAUUGACUGUAUGCAUUGA
This is a messenger RNA of Brassica oleracea var. oleracea, 897 nucleotides long. RefSeq lists its product as uncharacterized. Lineage: Eukaryota; Viridiplantae; Streptophyta; Magnoliopsida; Brassicales; Brassicaceae. The record is from RefSeq and is a predicted model, not a curated record. The transcript is spliced from 3 exons. The coding region runs from base 1 to 897 and encodes 298 amino acids.